Messenger RNA from Ctenocephalides felis (cat flea), 570 nucleotides. Its product is annotated as protein SGT1 homolog. The transcript is spliced from 5 exons. Lineage: Eukaryota; Metazoa; Arthropoda; Insecta; Siphonaptera; Pulicidae. Gene Ontology annotation, biological process: protein stabilization. The record is from RefSeq and is a predicted model, not a curated record. Gene Ontology annotation, molecular function: protein-folding chaperone binding. The coding region runs from base 259 to 570 and encodes 103 amino acids.
AACUCUAGCACUGAGACAAAAAUAGCGGCUAAACCAAAAAUAAGACAUGAUUGGUAUCAAACAGAAACCGAUGUCACUGUCACUAUUUUGUUAAAGAACGUGGACGAAUCAAAAUUAAAGAUUGAUUAUGGAUCAACAUCUCUUCAUGUUAAGUAUGAAGAAAAUGAACUCGAUUUUCGACUCUUAAAUGGCAUAGUGCCGAUAUAUUGCACACAUAAAGUGACUCCAUCAAAAAUAGAAGUGAAACUUGUAAAAGCAAUGGGCAUAAGAUGGGAAAAAUUAGAAGCAGAUGCAGAAUUACCAAAACCAGUCAACCCUACCAAAGCAAAUGAGAAAUGGGAACAAAUUGCAAGGGACUUUGAAGAAGAGAAACCUGAAGGUGAUGCUGCUCUGAAUGCUUUGUUCCAGAAAAUUUAUGGAGAAAGCAAUGAAGAUGUUCGCAGAGCUAUGAACAAGUCAUUCAUGGAAUCAGGUGGUACAGUACUGAGCACAAAUUGGAACGAGGUGGGCAAAGAGAAGGUUGAGGUUCGUCCACCAGAUGGAAUGGAGUAUAAGAAAUGGGAUUCAUAA